AUGAAGUUAGCGCUUGUGCUUGUGGUGCUGUGCGCGCUGAACGCGUGCACGCAGCAGUGCGAGUUCGCGGAGCCUCGUGAACGAGCACCUGACCCGAUGCUCUUGGCCUCGGCCACGCGCCUCGGAGACUCGGACCCGGAGUCGUGUCGCGCGCAGUGUUGUGCACGCGCGAACUGUGACGCCGCUUUGCUCGAGCUCUCAGUUAACGGGAGCGCGCAGUGCUUCCUGCUGGACUGUGAUGGCGCGUGCACGCUGCGCGAGGACAGUCAAUAUCGCGUGUACGAGAGGACCGACGUGCACACGCGUGAGAACAAGACUCACAUCGUACCGCUGAUGCUGGCCACGAGCACGCGCACAGAAGACAACAAUGAGACACAAGACAGGUGCUCUCUACCCUCCCGUGUGGGUAUGUGUAAAGCUGCGUUCCGUCGUUGGUUCUUUGACUCUGACAGCGGCUCGUGUCAGAGGUUCAUCUUCGGAGGCUGCGACGGCAACGACAACAACUUCCAGAGUCAGGAGGAGUGUGAGGCGGCCUGUCCCCUCAGAGCUGCUGUCAACGAGGAAGAAAAACCUCCGGUAAAAGCAUAUCUCAAUGCCCUGCCCCCUCAGACGAGUAUGGUCACGCCCCCUCAGACAGGUCUCAGUGAGGACUUCCCGGAGCCCAAUGAAAUGAGUCAGGAGCAGUUUUCAGAGCUGUGUGCGGCGCCCCCGGUGGUGGGUCCAUGUCGUGCCGCCUUCCCGCGCUGGUUCUACAGCAGCACAAACUCUCGCUGUGAGCUCUUCAUCUACGGAGGCUGCAGAGGGAACAAAAACAACUACAGAGAUGAGAAGGAGUGCAGCGCCACCUGUGACCGAGUGAAAGUUCUGCCGUCGAAGAAACAGCUGCCGGAGAUGUCCGAGGAAUACAGAGCUGUGUGUGCGGUGGCCCCCGAGUCUGGCCCCUGUCGAGCCUCUUUCCCAAAGUUCUACUACGAUCCGGAAACUCAAAGCUGCAAGAGCUUCAUCUACGGAGGCUGUAAAGGAAACGAGAACAAGUACGAGACCGAGGAGGAGUGUGAGGCGCGGUGUGGGGACCCAGAAUCCUUUGAAUCUCGUGGAAAAGGACACAGCCGUUGGACUGCAGCCUUCUUCCUCUUCCUCGCUCUUGGCGCAGUCUCCUGCCUCUUAUUGACUGCGCUCAUCUUAAUCACCGUGAGACGCCAGAGGAACCAAAGACACCUGUCCAUCAGGAGUGAUAAAGAGGAACUUCUCCCAGACUCUGAACGCGCCUCAUUGGAUUCUCUGCCGCUGCCUGAGAGCCCACAGCAAACCUGA
Messenger RNA from Knipowitschia caucasica, 1314 nucleotides. Lineage: Eukaryota; Metazoa; Chordata; Actinopteri; Gobiiformes; Gobiidae. The record is from the annotation of a GenBank genome assembly.